UACGACCUCUCGCGGUUACGUACGUAAACAAUAUAAGAAUUGUUAUCUGUUCUGUAGUUGGACGGGAGAGACGAGCGUUCAAGAUAGUGAAUCUUGUAAUACAAACCAAUUCCGAGGCUGGAUAUUAAAUAUCCAAAUCCGAGUGAAAGUAUGCCGAUUUUAGAACAUGACAGUAAUGACGUUUUUGAAGAACCGGUCAAAAUAUCUGUUACAGAGGCCCUGUCAUCACUGCGUUUGAUAAAAGUAAAUGACCAAGUUCGAAGACUCCAGACAAUAAUAAGAGAUAAAACUUCAUCCCGAAGUGAUUUCGUUUUCAAUGCAGAUCGUUUAAUCAGACUUGUUAUUGAAGAAGGAUUAAAUUUACUUCCAUAUUCUACUUGUCAAAUUGAGACACAUUCAGAUAUAAUGUGCAAUGGGAUUCGAUUUGAUCGAGGAAAUUGUGGUGUCAGUAUUGUAAGAAGUGGAGAAGCAAUGGAACAAGGUCUCCGAGAUUGUUGUCGCUCAAUUCGAAUUGGUAAAAUUUUGAUUCAAUCAGAAGAUGAUACGCAACAAGCUAAAGUAUUUUAUGCUAAAUUACCACCCGACAUUCACAGAAGAAAAGUAUUGUUGAUGUAUCCUAUCCUGUCAUCGGGAAAUACAGUUCUUAAAGCUGUUGAUGUCUUGAAUGAACACAGUGUUCCAGACCACAAUAUUAUAUUACUGACAUUGUUUUGUGCCCCAGAAGGUGUCCAUGCUGUGGCAAGCAAGCAUCCAAACAUUAGAAUAUUAACAUCAGAAGUACAUGAGAAUGCACCAAUAUAUUUUGGGAAGAAAUAUUUUGGAACUGAUUGAAUGCAGACAAAAUAUUUAUUGUAACAAAUGGCUUGCAAAUACAGGGGCUUCGCUUGAGUUUAGAAAAGGAGAAUGUGUUAUUUUUUUUUGUCUAUAAGCGUUGAUAAUCGUUUUCUUUAUAAAGUAUUUGCAUUUUAAAUGGAAAUGCCCAUAUUUAUUCUGUAAAUCAGGUGUUGAUGAAGUCUUGGAAAAUUUUUUGAAAAAGAGACUUCUUGGAUAUCGUAUAUACUGUAGUUUGGUUAAAACUACGGUUUUACUGGUUUUAUUUUCACAAUGAAUGCUUAAAAUAAUUAUUUGUGUCAUUGAUCAAUAUUAAUGUAAAAUACCAUCAGUUUUAUUCUUUGUACAUCACUGUUUUUUCGCUCAAUCAUAUAUCCAACCCAUAUUUUUGUGUCUGUGUUAUUGGGUGAAGGUAUUUUUGAAUACAUAUCAUGAAAUGAUA
This is a messenger RNA of Styela clava, 1273 nucleotides long. RefSeq names its product uracil phosphoribosyltransferase homolog. NCBI's taxonomy places the organism in Eukaryota, Metazoa, Chordata, Ascidiacea, Stolidobranchia, Styelidae. The record is from RefSeq and is a predicted model, not a curated record.